Molecule: messenger RNA, 2175 nt
Organism: Sapajus apella (tufted capuchin)
Lineage: Eukaryota; Metazoa; Chordata; Mammalia; Primates; Cebidae
Gene: LYPLAL1
Product: lysophospholipase like 1
Exons: 6
Coding region: 464-1051 (195 amino acids)
Biological process (GO): protein depalmitoylation
Cellular component (GO): cytoplasm
Molecular function (GO): palmitoyl-(protein) hydrolase activity; carboxylic ester hydrolase activity
Source: RefSeq, a predicted model, not a curated record
AUCAGCGAUGGCGGCUGCGUCGGGGUCAGUUCUGCAGCGUUGUAUCGUGUCGCCGGCUGGGAGGCAUAGCGCCUCUCUGAUCGUCCUACAUGGCUCAGGUGGAUUUCAGUUUUACGUCCUGGUUUUCUACAGCUCGGGAAACAUCCUCCCCUCGGUUACCCCAGUUUUGCCCAAGUGGAGGUGUCGCUGGGCCCACAUAGGGCCCGAUGGGUGGCUAACCCGUCUCCAGCCCCGGCUGUGGAUUCACGGGCAGCACCACCUUCCCCCAGCCUCCCCUCUUAGUCGUCCUCUUUCUAUCGGGCGGUCACUGGCCCACCACCCUCGCUUAAGGGCAUUGUGUCCCGCUGCUCAGCCAGCCCUCUAUCCACACAUUCUCUCCAGUGCAGCCUAUACCACAUCCCCAUUCCUCGCCCCAAGUUUAAACAGAGCAAAUUAGUAAGGUGAUUCUGGACGAGGUUUAAGAAUGUGGAUCAAGCAGGUUUUAAAUCAAGAUUUAACAUUCCAACACAUAAAAAUUAUUUAUCCAACAGCUCCUCCCAGAUCCUAUACUCCUAUGAAAGGAGGAAUCUCCAAUUUAUGGUUUGACAGAUUUAAAAUAUCCAAUGACUGCCCAGAACACCUUGACUCAAUUGAUGGCAUGUGUCAAGUGCUUACUGAUUUGAUUGAUGAUGAAGUAAAAAGUGGCAUCAAGAAGAACAGGAUAUUAAUAGGAGGAUUUUCUAUGGGAGGAUGCAUGGCAAUGCAUUUAGCUUAUAGAAAGCAUCAAGAUGUGGCAGGAGUAUUUGCUCUUUCCAGUUUUCUGAAUAAAGCAUCUGCUGUUUACCAGGCGCUUCAGAAAAGUAAUGGUGUACUUCCUGAAUUAUUUCAGUGUCAUGGUACUGCAGAUGAGUUAGUUCUUCAUUCUUGGGCAGAAGAGACAAACUCAAUGUUAAAAUCCCUAGGAGUGACCACCAAGUUUCAUAGUUUUCCAGAUGUUUACCAUGAGCUAAGCAAAACUGAGUUAGACAAACUGAAGUCAUGGAUUCUUACAAAGCUGCCAGAAGAAAUGUAAAAACAAAAAUGAUUGUGAAAAGUGAUUUUUACUGCCAAAUUAUAAUGAUAAUUAAAAUAUUAAGAAAUCUCAAUUUCCUGACUUACUUAUUAUUAAAAUGCUUAUCACUGUAGAGAGUAGCUAGUCUUAUUAAUGAAAAUCAAUAGACAAACAUCUGUGCAUAAUUUUUCAGACUCAAUUCUGCAAAUAUUUGGAAACCUUUUAAGUAUUUAAAUGUUUAAAUUUUUGAAAUAAAGUAUUUUUAACUAAUAUUAAUAAGGACAAUGAAAAAACAUGAAAGGACUUAGGAUAGUGUUAUUUUAUCUUUUCUACAACUUUAUUUAAAUUACCUUUCCAAAGAUAUUUGUGUUCAUGUAAUUUUCCACAGAAUAACAUUAAUAUUCUAUAAAGCGAUUUCACAUUAUCUCAUUUGAUCAUCACAAGAGCUUUGUGCAGUAAGCUGAGUAAUUGUUAUUGGUAUUUAAUAAUGAUGAUAGAGGGGUUAAAGACUUUCCCACAGCUUCCAGGUCAACACAAGAAAUUCAGGUUUCCUGAUUCUCAGUGGAGCUCUAUUCCCUGUUAACCCAAAUUACUGCUCUGCUUUAGGUCUUAAUCUUAUCUGUAAAAUGAUACUAAUAAUACUUAUCCUAUGGGAUUUUUAUUGAGAUUUAAAUAAAUAAACAAAUAGCUGAAAACCAGUACAUGAUAAACACUCAAUAAAGAUUAACCAUAAGGAGAGUCAUCAUCUGGUUCCAGGAAUAUAUUGUUAAAUAAUGACUGAAAAAUGAAAUUGUAUUACUUCAAUGAAAAUACUAUAAAUAAUAUUUUCAUAUAUUAGUUGGUUCUCUCUCAGGCAUAUAUCUCAUUUUAUUUGAUCCUCACAACUUUUUAAGUUUGGUAAAAUGUACAUUAUCCCUAUUUGUGUAAAUAGAAUCAUGCAAUGUCUGCCUGCUUGCAUUCAACAAAAUUAUCUUGAGAUUUUUCCAUGUUGUGUGCAUUAAUAGUUCAUCUGUUUUAUUGCUCAGUAAUACAUUGUGUGGAUGUAUCACUAUUUGUUUAUAUAUUCACCACUGACAGAUACUUAGGUUGCUUCCAUCCAAUAUGAGGCUGUAAUAAAUAACGCUGCUAUGAAUAUUCAUGUAAGA